Molecule: messenger RNA, 1329 nt
Organism: Oldenlandia corymbosa var. corymbosa
Lineage: Eukaryota; Viridiplantae; Streptophyta; Magnoliopsida; Gentianales; Rubiaceae
Source: the annotation of a GenBank genome assembly
CGAAAUGUGAUCUUAUUUUGUAAGACUAACUAUCUUCCAUAUAUUUAUAUAUAGACGUCCAAAUGUCACACCUCAUUUAAGGAAAGACUACAAAACAGUACCCAUGUUUUCUUCUCUAAUAUCACCUGCCAUUUUUCUCCUCAUCAAUCUUCUUCUAUUCAGUACUUCACCAUGCCUUUCUUCUCCAACAAUCCCAAUGAAUUCUUACAAGUACUCUAACUGGGAGAAAUUCGAAACAUUCCUUGAUGCAAGAAGAGGAAGCAAUGUAACUCAAAUGUCCGAGCUGAAGAAGUAUUUCCAUCGUUUCGGCUAUCUAAUAAAACCUCAAGAAAACCAAAACUUCUCCGAUGUGUUUGAUGCGAAAUUCGAACAUGCCGUAAUCAGAUAUCAAGCCAGAUUAGGCCUUCCAAUUACAGGUACCCUAAACAACCAAACACUUGUCCAAAUCAUGUCUCCAAGAUGCGGAGUAAGAGAUCGUCAUCAUCAUCACAAUCCAAAACCAAAAAGUCGGUUCCAUGCAACGAGAAAAUUCGCGUAUUUUCAAGAUCAACCCAGAUGGAAUCGCGGGGUACCAAUGACUUUGACAUAUUCGUUUUCUCCUGUCGAUAUGAUCACUUCCUUAAGCAUGACAAACAUAAGGGACGCAUUUAAACGUGCAUUUGGGCAUUGGGAAUCAGUCAUCCCGGUAACAUUCAUUGAAAGCGAUGAUUACGGAUUCGCGGAUAUAAAGAUAGGGUUUUAUAACGGCGAUCACGGCGACGGAGAAGCUUUCGACGGGGUUUUAGGGGUGUUGGCCCAUGCAUUUUCGCCGGAAAGUGGAAGGUUUCAUCUUGAUGCGGCGGAGACAUGGGCGGUGGAUUUCGAGAGCGAGAAAUCCAAGGUCGCGAUAGAUUUGGAAUCGGUGGCGACUCAUGAGAUCGGGCAUUUGUUGGGUUUAGCUCAUUCGUCUGUGAAGGAAUCUGUCAUGUAUCCAAGCUUGAAGCCUAGAGAAAAGAAGGUGGAUUUGAAGCUUGAUGAUGUUAGGGGUAUUCAAGCACUUUAUGGUACUAAUCCUAAUUUUACGGUUGGAGGUUUUUUAGAAUCCGAGAUUUAUUCUAAUGAUGCAGGUGCAUUUCAUUUGAGAACUCUUAUUUUGUUUUCAACAUUUUUUGCUUUGAUGAUUGGAGUGAUCUUAUAGCUGCUGGCUUUCUGUGAUUAAGGGAUGUAUUAUAUAUCAUUAUGUGUAUAUAUAUCAUCUUAGGUGCAUGUUUAAUUUGUUGACUUGAAACUCAUAAUCUCAAAGAGUUAUGGGCUUUUUGAAAUACACGUUUUCUUCGCUAUGAAGCACCU